CGAAUGGUCACAAGUUUUCUCCUAUUAUUUUCUCAACAAUUCCUUUUUUUUUCUUCUUCCAUUCAUCCUAACUUUCACUUUCAUUCUCCACACUUCAAUUAUUACCCUCCAAAAAACACCUUCACUAUACAACUUACACGUCCACAUCCCCCCACUCGCUCUUCCUUCCUUUGUUCUCUUCCCCUUGGAAACCGAAUCUCCCCUUCUUCUCCUUCCUCUCUUCCUCCUCCGAGUUUCUUAUCUCCAUUCUCCACCCUUUUUAUGCAUCAGCUUCAUGACAACAAAUCUCUCCUCCUCCUCCUCCUCCACCAUGGAAACUAACCAAGACCACCACCACCACCAACAGCAGAACCCCAACCAGGCCGCCGCGGCGGCGCUGCGUUGCCCGCGGUGCGACUCGGCCAACACCAAGUUCUGCUACUACAACAACUACAGCCUCUCCCAGCCCCGCCACUUCUGCAAAGGCUGCAAGCGCUACUGGACCCGCGGCGGCACCCUCCGCAACGUCCCCGUCGGCGGCGGCUGCCGCAAGAACAAGCGCCACCUCAAGCACCGCCCCUCCUCCUCCGUCAUUACGAAUAGCAGCAAUAACAUCACUCAGCUUCCUCACCCACCACCAACCACGGAAAACCCUAGCCACGGCCAGCAGCAGUUUCGAAUCAUCGACCAGAUGAAUAACCCUCCACUGUUCUACGGCAAGCAGCAGCAGAGCAGCAACCCUCCUCAUCCGUACGACCAGCUGGCUAGUAAUAAUUCCUUCGCAUCCAGCGGGGGCGCCUUCAACUACACCGCGGCGGCGGGUUCCUAUUUCGGCGGCGGCGGCGGCGCUUCUAAUAAUAACGAUAAUUCGGCGAUUCUUUCUCCGACGAUGGCGACGCUGUUGGCGUCCACCCUCAACAACAAGUUCUCUUCCUCGUCCUCGUCGUCGUCGAACAACAACGUCGUCAAGAGGCUGAGCUCCGUCGACCAACACUUCCAGGCCGCGGCGGCGGGGUUCGACGGCUUGCAAAUGAGCAGCGGGGUGAAGCCGGAGCAGUACGGGCAGAACGGGCAGCAGGAGUGGAAUUUUAACAAUUCCGGGCAGGUGGUGGUGGAGCAGAUCGGGUCGGAUCCUCAGUCGGCUUACUGGAACGCGCUGUGGCACGAUCCGGGGAAUAUUGGACCUUCCGUGACUUCCUUGAUCUAGCCCAAACCUUUUUCAAUUUUUUUUUUUAGGUCACUAUUUUCUUUCUUAACGCGGUGAAAGAUUCGUCGAGGAUUCAUGAAUACCUGACAAAUUCAUACGAGCAGACGAUUCAAGGGGGUUAUGUGGGAUCUUCAUCUAGGUUUUGGGGAUAGAGCAGAAGGGACGAUGAGAAGGAGAUUGGAUCUGAGAGAUUCAUCAGCAGCUGAGGAAGUUCCUUUUUUUUAUAAAUAUUGGGCUGAGAAAGGAGCCUCGGAUCCUCUUUCAAUCUCGUCGGCGAGUUGGGGUUAAGAAGAAGAAGAGAAGAGAAUGUCCAGUACUAAGGUCAGAAACAAAUUAAAAAAAGACCUAGUUUUUAAUUUUGCUACUUUAUUUACAUUGUAAGAACAUAAUUGGGGUAGCUAGCUAGAUGUGUGUAAAUAUGUAUGCAUGAUGAUUUCUGGUUUUGGGUUCUUUUGUUUGGGGUUUUGGGGGGUGGGUGGGUAUAUGUGAGUCCUCAAGAGAAGAGGAUUUCAGGGUGGAUUUUCUUUUCUAUGUUUUCCAAAAUCUUGGUUUUUUUAUUGGGGGAAAAAACAAGGGAUUUUGGGGGGUGGGGGGUAUAAUUGUGGUGGUAUAGUGAGAUUAAAGAGGGAGAUAACAUUUGACAAUGUAAUGUUGGAAUGGGGUGGAUUUGUUAAUUUAGUUGUAUGUUUGUUGGUCUUCUUUCCCAUCUUUGUGGUCAAUUUAUAUGAAUUCACUUUGGUUAAUGUGAUGCUUAAUUUUGGUACUAUUGCAAUUAAGGGAGGUGUGUUGCUUCUUUAUUGGAGGGUUUAGAUGAAUCCCCCAAGACCCACAUUUUCUUACUUUAUUAACCAAUGUCUAAGAUUGUUGCGAAACGAUGACUUCCUCUAUGGAAUUCGAAUUGUGUGGUUUUUUAGCUACAACAAAAUCAGGUCUAAUUUUUGUACCUUAAUAUUGUUGGCUCUGUGCUCCCACUAAAAAAACGUAGGUCCAGAGCAUAUUUGGACUAUAGUGGCGUGCUACUUUCUUUGCCUAAGUAGUUCAUAAUUAGGAGGGCCCUUGAAAUUCAAAUCCGUUAGGAGACUGGAUUUGAUCAGAAUCCAAUUAUUAACUUCUUGGUGACUACUGACUAGUGAACUAACGAUGAUCCCUAGACUAGAUAUAUAGCAAGCUAGGGUUUGUUAAUAUGUCGAUGCCGUCAUCAUCAUCUAGAGUCCACACGACCGAGCCACAUUGAUGAUACGAGAGGCUAUAGCCCCGCAUAAAACUUUAAUUCGUGGUUGUGUGUACGAUUUCAUGAAUCUCAUAACCCAUUGGUAGUUGGGUUUAAGAAAUUUUUGGGUUAACUAUGGACAGGGAUACUAUAUAAGGUUAUUUUUUAGGGAAUUUUUCCAGUCAACGGUAAACGACACCAUAUGCAUAUUCUAACGCUUAUUUUGAUGAAAAAGAAGAGAUCAUAUAAUUCGAUUUUGGGUGUAGCUUUGAAUCGUCUAGGUUUUGCUUUCUAUGUAUUUGACCUUAUUAUGAUAUAAUGGUCUUGGGAGCCAUUGGUAUAGGUUAAAAUGGGAUUGGUCAACCGAUCACCUGAAUCGUCGCCAAUACGACUAACGAGAACGAGUAUGUUUCUGUGUUCAAAAAAUAAAUUUCUCCAUUGCUUACAAACAAAGAAUGAUAUAUAUUUUAAAAAUUAUUAUGUAUGACCACGAAAUAUUCGACUAUUUCACUAAAUUUAUGCUAUUAACAAAAUGAAGAGGUAUCAUCGAAGCAAAACCUAGACUACAACACAAAAAAUGUGCACAUCCCAUAAAAAAAGAGCAAUUUUUCGUUGUUCAAAUAUACAUAUUGAUAUGGUGGCUUCUAUCGAAAUCCAGGACCAAACUUUAUGCAAGCAUUGUCAAAUCUUGUCGUCGUCUUGCAAAAAAAGAAUUUUACACUAA
Messenger RNA from Linum trigynum, 3120 nucleotides. The record is from the annotation of a GenBank genome assembly. NCBI's taxonomy places the organism in Eukaryota, Viridiplantae, Streptophyta, Magnoliopsida, Malpighiales, Linaceae.